Polistes dominula (European paper wasp) is the source of this 390-nucleotide messenger RNA. RefSeq lists its product as uncharacterized. Lineage: Eukaryota; Metazoa; Arthropoda; Insecta; Hymenoptera; Vespidae. The record is from RefSeq and is a predicted model, not a curated record.
AUGACUGAUAUCUCUAAGGACGAGGUUCGUAGGGAAGCCACCGCGAUUUUAAAAGAUGCAGAUCUCAUUACAAUGUUAACGGAGAAAGUAAAAAAACGGAUAGAAAAAAAAUUAGAUGUCAAUCUCACAGCAAGGAGAGAGGAAGUAGAUGAUUUAGUCAUAGAGUGUUUACAAGAAAAGCAAGACGGCGAAAAGAAAAGGAACAAGGCCGCCAAUGAAGGAUCAGAUGACAGAAAGGAUGAAGAGGAAGAAGAUUCAGAGGAAAAAGAAAGGGAAGAGGAAAAGAAGCCCGCAAGGAGAAGUCCAACUAAGAAAACAUCCAGUAAGCGUAAGGAGGAUUCUUCUGCUAGUAAGGAAAGUGUUAGUGACAGUGAUAUUGACGAAGAUUAG